This is a messenger RNA of Lactuca sativa (garden lettuce), 2173 nucleotides long. RefSeq names its product pectin methylesterase 44 (gene PME44). Lineage: Eukaryota; Viridiplantae; Streptophyta; Magnoliopsida; Asterales; Asteraceae. Gene Ontology annotation, molecular function: pectinesterase activity; enzyme inhibitor activity. The record is from RefSeq and is a predicted model, not a curated record. Gene Ontology annotation, biological process: cell wall modification.
CUUCGGUUGACAUUUUUGACAUUUAUGCCUCAUAGCUUUAAUUGGAAAAACAGAGAGAGAAUAAGAUUAGUGGGCAAGAUAACGAAAGGGAAAGAGGUUAAAGAAGGAAAAGGAAAGCAUAUAGGCUGGCAAGCAUUACAAAGAAUCCUUCCACAGGCGGAGGAGCUAAGGUGCCCUUUUAACACCGACGCUAGUAGCACGUACGCACACUGUGACACUCUUUCCGAUCUUCGAUCUCAUGUCCCAUGCAUUAAAUAUCUCUCACCUGUCUCCCAUACCCUAUUAAAUUUUAUCCCACCCACCCACCCCUGUGCCAUAGACCGGGUAGUCGGAUUAUACAAGUUAUUAAAUUGGGAGGUGGUUUGAUCUAUUGUCGUCCUGUAACUAAUAAGGGUAUCGAUAUUUCCUAUAAUUCUCCUCCAGCAAAGUACAUGGCUCUUCUUCGUUGUUUCGGAGGGACCAAACUUGUCCUCUUGUUAGUACUUGUUUCUACUCUUUGCUAUCAUCCUACUCCCACAUUUGCUGCUUAUAGUGAGGGUGUAUAUGUCGACGCAGAGUGCUUGAAAGUUCCCGGAUCUGCUUUCGUGGGAUCUGUCACGUCUACUAUUCAAACUGUCCGAGAAGUGAUCUCCAUCGUCUCCAAAUUCAGUGGUGCUUUUGGUGGCGAUUUCCGGCUUUCUAAUGCCAUUGCUGACUGCCUUGAUCUCCUCGAUUUCUCUGCAGAUGAACUCACCUGGACUCUCUCUACUACCCAGAACCCCGCCACUGGUAAAUAUUAUAACAGCACCGGUAACAAGGGUGCUGAUAUGAGGACGUGGCUUGGUGGGGCACUGGGUAAUCAAGACACCUGCAUGGAUGGCUUUGAGGGAACAAACAGCUUUGUAAAGACGGUGAUAGGCGGUAGUCUUCAACAAGUCACGUCGUUAGUCCGUGAUAUCAUCGGCAUGAUACGUGAGGUUCCAUUAACCAACGCCGAUCAUGUGGUUCCAUCUGGGAGGAGGAAGCUGCGGGGUGUUGAUGGCCCUGUUUUUCCUGGUUGGCUUAAAGCAAAAGACCGGAAACUCCUCCAAGCCAAUGGCAGCAACAUAGAAGCUGAUGUUGUUGUGGCGGCAGAUGGUAGCGGCAACUUCACGAAGGUGAUGGAUGCCAUCGAUGCAGUCCCUGAUCAUAAUAACCGGCGCUAUGUGAUUUACGUGAAGAAGGGAGUAUACCAUGAAUAUGUAGAGAUCGGUAAGAAGAAAACGAACAUCAUGAUGAUUGGUGAUGGAAAGGAUCUCACCGUUAUUACCGGUAACCACAGUUUCAUUGAUGGUUGGACCACUUAUCGUUCUGCUACAUUCGCUGUAAAGGGGCAAGGAUUUAUAGCUCGUGAUAUGAGAUUUGAGAACACCGCAGGGCCUGAGAAGCACCAAGCGGUUGCAUUUCGAUCAGAUUCCGACCUUUCGGUUGUUUUCCGGUGUGCUAUCACCGGCUACCAGGACACUCUGUACGCCCACUCCAUGCGCCAAUUCUACAGAGAAUGUUUAAUCACAGGCACCGUUGACUUCAUCUUCGGAGAUGGUGCUGUGGUGUUCCAGAAUUGUCAGAUUCUAGCAAGGAAGGGACUUUCUAACCAAAAGAACACCAUUACAGCUCAGGGACGUAAGGAACCAACUCAGCCUUCAGGGUUUGCUAUACAAUUCUCCAACAUAUCUGUAGAGCCUGAGUUGCUUAACUCCAGUAUUUCCACAUACCUUGGACGCCCAUGGAAGCUGUAUUCGCGAACAAUCUUCAUGCAAUCGUACAUAAGUAGCCUCAUUAAACCUGAAGGGUGGCUUGAAUGGAACGGUGACUUUGCCUUGGAUACUCUUUACUAUGCAGAGUACAUGAACUAUGGUCCAGGCGCUGGUUUAGGAAGUCGAGUCAAAUGGCCUGGACUCCAUGCCAUUAAUGAGUCGAGUCAGGCAAACAACUUCACUGUGGCACAAUUCCUUUUAGGAAAUGCAUGGUUGCCAUCCACGGGAGUCAAGUAUACAGCAGGAUUGGUGGUUUGAUCAUAAUUGAUAGUUAAAACUUUAAAUAUUCUUUAUUAAUUUUACGUUUUGUUUUCUUUAGUCCGGUGUAUUGGUCUUCGUAUUUCUUAUCGAUGAUUAUAUAUAUGUAUGAUACUUUGAGCAAAGCUCGUUUCUUCCAA